Messenger RNA from Cotesia congregata, 5187 nucleotides. Lineage: Eukaryota; Metazoa; Arthropoda; Insecta; Hymenoptera; Braconidae. The record is from the annotation of a GenBank genome assembly.
AUGAUACUGGCUCCCAUUCCAGAUUAUACUCAGUUAAAUCUGAGAUGUCCUGACAGCGGGCCGCGGGCCACCAGGAUGCCGACAGACGAUGACUAUGGCCGAAGAGAACGUCUUCUAUUGCAUCAGAAUCCAGCCUCUCAGUUCGGAGUGUCAUCAGUAUCAUCAGUGUCAGGAGGUAAUCCCACAAUUUCGGGAUCACAAAUUGUGUCGAAUACCUGUAAUAAUAAUAGCAUUAAUAACGAUUUGUCAAGCUAUCAAAAGCAAUCAGAGUCAAAAGCACCACCAUCCAGCGGUACUUCUCCAGAACGCUACCAGAAGGCAUGCGAAGGUUACUCUGGAAGCAACGAGAAGACUCAGUCAAGCGUGUCAAAUAACUAUGGAGUUCAAAGCACAAUGGACAAGUAUGAAAAACAGAGUGAUAAACUACAAUCACAGCAAAUUGAUGACACAACUUUGUAUGGUGAACAAUCUCGUUCAAUAUCGUCUUGCUGCGAGCGAUUCAGUAAAUCUCAAAAUUCCGAAAAAUUUAACCAAAUUUCUAUAUGUUCGGGGGGAAAUCAGAAUAUUCAUCAAUACUCAAGACAGCAACAGUCCGUACCGCAAAGUAGUAUCAAUCAACUUCCUCGAUACUCUGAGGCUAACUCUGUUAUCUCCGAUCAACGAUUGGGAUUGCAAUCAAACGAUCGCUUUCAACGUAUGGAUCGUUUUCAGAGUGACAGUACUUCGGGAUCAUCACCAAAAACAUCGACAGUUGGUGAAUACGCAAACUCAGGGAUUCUUGUUUUGUCCACUGGUAAGCCGUUCUCACCAGAAACAUUUCCUUCGCCACCAUCUCCAGCACCUACGAAUGACCGGUUCGUACCACCUCCUCCGCUUUCUCCGAGUCCAAGUGAUAAGUAUACCUCGACUCACAGCUUGGCUAGUUAUCCUUCUGGUGAUCGGAUUUUACAAUCUGGAUCUCCAAACACUCGAGAUAGGUACGGAACUGCACCAGCAUCACCAAUACUUAAAAAUAGAUUCGCAUCUGCUGAAAAAUUGUUGGCAGCAAACAGUGCAACCAGUACCAAUGCAACACACGAUGCCAAAGAUCAACAGCAACGAUAUACAUCUUCCACUGAGCGUCUCUUGGUUAAUGGGUCUCCAGUACUGUGUAGUCUUCAGCGUGACUCCGUUAAUCUUUUUUCAGUAUCAACUGCUAGUACUGAAUCUAAUAGAUAUCCACUGUCUCCAGAACGAUUGGUCACAUCUUCGCCGAUGCAUGCACCCGUGCCAGAAAGGUUCGCCAGCAAAACUAAAGAUCGAUUCAUCUCUGAAUCUCCAAACCAUGAGCGUUAUCAACGACAAGAAACAUUGGGUAUCUAUCAUGACAGAUUUUCUACAAUCGCAAAUUGUGAGAGGUAUCUCUCUGGUACUCAAAAUCCAGAAAAUUUACACCACCGUUAUUCAUCGACGGAAAGAGCUUUGGCUAAUUCAUCUACAACAGAUGCACUCCAACCACGUUGUUUUCCUUCAACUGAACAAUAUCCUAAGUAUUCGGAACGAAGUGAUCGAUGCACCAGCUCAAACUCACCUGCCCCAACAGAGUACUCCUGUAGAUAUUCAACCUUUCAAGAUACAGCUGGACAAUCUAGAUAUUCAGCAGAUCGUUUCAACGAUCUCACACUGCAGCGCUAUAGCCAAUCACGAUCCAAUGAUAGAUUUAAUGAUCGCUAUCUUUCUAGCUUGUCUCCGACUCAUGAUGGAAGAAUUACUUCAGAAUCUAAUCGGUAUGCUAGCACUUCUUCGACUGAAAGACUUCUCGUUUCUUCGUCACCAUCAUCAUCUGAGAAUAGUCGGUAUCAAAACUUGUAUGCGAGUUCAGGACAAACAUCAAACGAUCGCUUUAACCAACAAUCACCACCGUUGGACAACAAUGGUACAAUCCGUAGCUACCAAAAUCAAGUAUCGACAAAAAGUGAUAAGUUUAUUCAAGUUUCAAAAUCGAUAUCUAGUUACGAUCGUUAUCAGCUUACAAGCUCGGAUCAAUAUGAACACUCAAAUCAAGAGCGAAUGUACGGAUUCGAUAAGUAUUCCAACUCGACAGCCGGAAAUGACCGAUAUCAAGGAAGUGAACAACGUUAUCAUGGAAAUUCAGAAAGUUUUUCUCCAGCUCGCGUAGUUGGAGACAAGUACUUAUCGUUGCCAAAGCCAAAGGAUAAUUAUCCAACAGGCAGAAUAAUUUCAUCUUGUUCAUCAGUAAUUAAUGGUAAUGAAGCGAGGGGAUUUGGUAAUCCUUCAGGUGUUAGUAGUUAUGUACCACCAAAUGCCCAUACUCCUGUUGAGAGGUAUGUUCCUCAACCACCUCCAGAGGUUCUUUUUCCUGAGAGAUACGUCGAUAGGUACGUAUCAUCCACGGCGCAUACACCGACGUAUGUGCCGACUGCAGAUCCAGGUGACCCCUAUAUGAGGCGAGAUCUGGGAUUUCAUCACCAUUACCGACUACCACCACCUGGUUAUCCAUAUCAUCAAUCUCAUUUUCGCUUUCGUGGUUUUGCGUAUGCAUCACCUGGUAGAAUAGGAGGUAGUCCUGGAUCAAGUAGCUCAAGUAGCUCUACAUCAGUUCAAAGAGAUUUCUCUACUUCACCUUCAUUAAGACCGAAAGUUCGUGCAUCCGCGAUAGAGUUUACUUCUACUAUUAGACCGAGUCAAUCAUGCUGUGGGGAUAGUGUGGGUGGACAAAGAAAUUGUUGUCAAGUUAGAAGAUCUUUGCCUCCUGGUGCUUUGUCUUCUAUACCUUCUAAUCAGUCUACACACUCUUCUUGGAUCACCCUUUUUGCUUCAUUUUUUAUUUUAUCUGCUGGUCCUCCAAAAAUGUCAAUAUCUGUAGCAUAUUUGUUUAUGACUUUGCUCAUUUUGUAUAUCGGUGCACGCGUAGAGAGUCGCGACUUUAUUAAUAGUAAUUCCAAUAGUCUUGGUUCACGUAGACGAGUGCCUGGUACAAUAAAGUUGAGACGUUCAACUAGUUCUGGUACAUAUAUAUUUCCACUUACAAUAUCAGCUCCGCAACAGAACACAUUAACAAGACAACGACCCCAAGAAAAAUCGGAAUCUCGGCCUGAAUCCCGAAGCUUCCCACCCAGUGUGAUUUCUAUUUUUGAGACUGGAGCUCCAGAUACAGAAAGCGUUAACAAAGGAGAAAAUGCCGUCAGUGAAGAAGAAGAAGCAUUUUUCCAAAAAUUCACACCAUCUCCAACAAUAUCAACGCAUCAACAAUCACAGAUUCCAAUAGAUCAAGCCGGAGCAUCUAAUAUUAAAACUGACGAGAUUACGUCCUUAAGCAAUAAACCUAUUGAUAAAAAUGAACGGAUCUCAGAUCGGUCGGAUGUUAUGGAUGAGCUUGGAAGAUACGCGUCUCAAAAAGAAGAAAAGUCAGUAUUAGAUGGAGCACAACCACAGACGAGACGACAUGCAGUGACACCGCCAAAAGAUCAUUAUACAUCAAGAACGACGAGUUGGCGCAGGUCACGAAACGAUGCCAGAAGGAGCGAUCAAGAAUCAACUACACUUAGUCACCAGCAGGAUGAUGGUCUUGUUCUCAGAAGAGAAAUAACAACUGGAAGAACAAGAAUAUCACCCAAUACUAUUGAUCGUGUUUUUGAUAACAGUAACAGACGUCAAUAUGGAAUGGGUGUUGUUGGAAGAUUUUUUGGUCGAUCAUUUCGUAAAAGUGUUGCUCACAAACCACAAGUAAAAAAGCAAUUAGAUGACAUUGAAGAUCAUAGACCUUACUUUACUUACUGGAUUACAACUGUUCAAGUUCUUGUACUUAUUAUUUCACUGGCGUGUUAUGGAUUUGGACCUAUUGGUAUUGAUUUGAAUCAUCGAUCAGGUCUUGUCCUCGUGACAAGUCUAUCUUUGCAACAAGUAGACUAUCAAGAGCCUGCAAACUUUUGGAUCGGUCCGAGAGCAGCUGACCUCAUUCAUUUAGGUGCUAAAUUUGCACCUUGUAUGAGACGCGAUAUGAAAAUUCUUAAGGAAAUCGAUGUAUGGCGGGAACGAGAAAGAGAUACAGCAUGUUGCAUCAGGAAUGAUGACUCAGGAUGUGUGCAAUCGAGUAAAGCCGACUGUUCAAACACAAUAUCAACAUGGAAAAAAUGGGGCCCUGGUGAUAAUGGACCUGGUGGUCGAAUAAGUGGAUCUGUGUGUGGUUUAGAUCCUAAAUUUUGUGAUGCUCCUGCUAGUAUAGCGCCCUACGAAUGGCCUGAUGAUAUCACUAAAUGGCCAAUAUGUCGCAAAACAAAUCCAUUUAGUCAACGAUUUCGAAGUAACAAUGGUCAUGCUCAAAACAACAACAACUUUCCGGUUGGUCGGUAUAAGGAUAAAAUGGCUGAGCAUAUGGUAUGCGAAGUUAUUGGACAUCCCUGUUGCAUUGGUAUCCACGGAAUGUGUAGGAUAACAACCAAAGAAUACUGUGAUUUUGUACAUGGAUAUUUCCAUGAAGAAGCGUCUCUUUGUUCACAAGUUGAAUGCCUUCAUGAUGUUUGUGGAAUGAUACCAUUUUUGCACCCUGAAUGGCCAGAUCAAUUCUACCGGUUAUUUACUACAACAUUCCUUCAUGCAGGAAUUCUUCAUCUUGCUAUAACCUUAUUCGUUCAAUAUUAUUUGAUGAGGGACCUCGAAAAAUUAACGGGAUCUUUAAGAAUUGCUUUGAUUUAUUUUACGGGAGCUUUGGCUGGUAAUCUUGCAAGUGCAAUAUUUAUCCCCUACAGAGCUGAGGUUGGUCCUGCUGGAGCUCAUUUUGCUUUACUUGCAACAUUAGUCGUGGAGGUUCUCAAUUGUUGGCCAAUGUUGAAACACCCACGUCGGGCGCUUACUAAAUUAAUUUUAAUCCUCGUUGGAUUUUUAAUACUCGGAGUUUUGCCCUGGGUUGAUAAUUAUGCUCAUUUUUUCGGUUUUAUUUUUGGUUUCUUUGCAUCCUACGCUCUCCUACCGUUUAUUUCUUUUGGUGAAUACGAUCGUCGUAGAAAGAUAAUCCUUAUUUGGAUAUGUUUUGUACUUAUAUUAGGUUUAUUUGGUCUUCUUCUUGCUCUUUUUUACAACAUACCAGUGUAUGAAUGUGAAAUAUGUAAACUUUUUAAUUGUAUUCCAUUUACUCGUGAUUUUUGUGCAUCUCAAAAUAUAAAUUUCAAAAGAGAAGAACCUGUAUGA